Condylostylus longicornis is the source of this 5589-nucleotide messenger RNA. RefSeq names its product protein tiptop (gene tio). The coding region runs from base 962 to 5401 and encodes 1479 amino acids. The transcript has 2 exons. Gene Ontology annotation, molecular function: DNA-binding transcription factor activity, RNA polymerase II-specific; DNA binding. The record is from RefSeq and is a predicted model, not a curated record. Gene Ontology annotation, biological process: regulation of transcription by RNA polymerase II. Gene Ontology annotation, cellular component: nucleus. NCBI's taxonomy places the organism in Eukaryota, Metazoa, Arthropoda, Insecta, Diptera, Dolichopodidae.
CCAAGAUGAAAGACGAUCUAGCACAGAAAAUUUAGAUACAAAAUCUAGUUCAACAAAUAUACCAAAUGAUAUUAAAAAUUCACCAGCAUCAUCAUCAUCAUCAACACCUUUAUAUAUUCCUAAUUAUACAGAAUCACUAGAAUCAAUAAAACCAACAAUAACAGAUCUAUCAAAUUUACAAAAUUCGGUAAAAUUUUUACAACAAUUUCCAAUUUCUAAAUUAAAAACAAAUACAAUUGAUAAUGACAAUAAUAUUAUUGAUGAUGAUUACGGCAACAACAAUGUAAACAAUGAUAAUAUUAUUGGUUGUGAUGUCAUCAAUCCAACAAUUAAUAUUGGAAAUUAUAGUAGCAGUAGUAGUAGUAGAAAUAAUAAUAAUAACAAUAAUAAUGAUGAUAAUAAUAUUAAUGACCAUAAUGUUAUCAUCGAUGAUGACUGUGAUAUAAAAUAUUCAAUAUCAUUGAAAAAAAAUAAAAUUAUAAAUAAAGAUUUAAAGUCAUUGCAUCAAUUAACUUCAUCUUUACAAACAUCUAAUCAUUCAUCAAGAGAAAAUUUAAAAAAAAAUAUUGAAAAAUUAAUAUCAACAACAGAAACAUCAUCAUUAACAUCAUCAUCGAUAAUAACACCAACAACAACUACAGCAAUAUGUGCAUCAACAACAAUAAAAGAUGAAUAUUCUCGAAUUGAUAAAUCACCGAUACUAUUCUCAAAUCCGAUUAAACAUGAAAUAUCAAGAGAACAAGAAAAUUGUGAUAAUUUAUUACCAUCAAUAUCAUUGUCAACAUUAAAUAAAUCAACAAUACCAUCAACAACAACAACUGGAACAGGAACAUUAGGAACAACCGGAACAUCAAUAACAAAAUUGAAAUCAUCAUCAAAUUUUAAAAGAGAAUCAUCAGCAUCACCUCCAUUACCACCUAGAAGUAUUAUUACCUUAUCAAAUAAUUAUAAUAUAAGUGGUAUGAAUGAAUGUAUAAAAAAUAUUGAAAGUGGUAAUACAAACAACAAUAAAACAAAUAGUAGUAGCAGUAACAGUAAGAAUUCAUUAAAACAACGUAAUAAUAAAAGUGAUAAUAAUAAAAAUAAUAUAAAGAAUGAAGAAGAUAUAAUAUUAACAUAUGAUCAUGAAGAUUAUAAUAUAAGCCAACCACCACAGAAAUCAAUAAUUUCCGGUUUAGAAGCAUGUGUUAAACAAUUAAAAACUGAAUCAUUAAGUAGAACGAAAAGAACAGCAUAUGAAUCAUUUAAUCGAAAUAGAUUAUCAAAUAAUUCUGAUAGUAUUCUAUUACCAUCAACUACAAAUUUAUUUCAAUCACAAUCAACAACAUCAUUAUCACCACAUUCGUCAUCAUCAACGACACCAAUAUCAUCUACUGCUACCACAUCUAAUAUAAAUCAAAUGCCUACAAGAAUUACAAGAAGUAGUAGUCGUUUAGCUGCUGCUGCUGCUGCAGCUGCUGCUACAUCAGGUACUUCAACUACAACUUCAUCUAAUAUUAAUGAUUUUAAGAUGUCAAAUACUUUAAAUGAAAAAAAUUUAAUGAGUACAAAAUUAAAACAAUUUGAAUCAACAAAUCGUCUCACCGGAAAUAAUCGAAGACUUGAACGAGAUUUAAAAAAAUUAAUGAAUGAAAGUGAAUUAGCCAGCCCACGAUGUCAGUCACGUGAAUCAUCUGGAUCUGGUGGUAGAUGUCCAUCAGAUGAUUCAAAUUGCUCCGGAAAUGGUAGUACAUCAGCAGGACCAUUACCAACAAGUCCAGUUGGAAUAACGUUACCAGCUACAUUACCACCGGCAGCAGCUGCAGCGUUAUUACCACCUCAAUCGGCUGCAAUGGCAGCAUAUUUAAAUGUUGCAGCAGCAGCAGCACAACAAAAUCGUUUACUUCUUGGUAAUCCAUUAGCAGCAGCUGCAGCUGGUUUAGUUCAAGCAGCUCAGUCACCGCCAAAUCUACCUCUAGCAUCCCCAAUACAUCCAGAUGAUACAUCCAUAUUAGAUUUUAGUACGAAACGUAUAAGAAAAGAUUCUGAUACAGAUAGUAAAAGUGAUAGCGAUGCUGUAAAUUUAAGUAAAUCAGAUAAUGGAGAGCAAUCUGUUGGUGGUGUUGGUGGAGAAUAUGCUCCAUUAGAUUUAUCAGUCGGUACAAAAAAGCGAACAUCAGAAACUCCAGAAUCGCCAACGUUACAAAGAAAAGUGCCAAGACAUACACCUACAACACAAACGCCCAAUCAAGUACCAACAUCAUGGGUGGCACCUCUUAAUCCAUAUUUAGCAGCUGUUGCAGCAGCUAGUCUUUCACCAAAAAAUCAUUUAGAUUGGAAUGGAAAAUCUAAAAUAUCACCGGUUGCACCAAAUGAUGCUGCCAAAGCUUUAGAAAAAAUGUCUGAGAUGACAAGACUGGGUGGUCCACCAGAAAAUGAUGUACCAAUGCGUAUACCUAAUAAUCAAGUCAGUAAUAAUUCCACCAAUAAUUCAAGUACUGGAAGCACAGGAAGGCACAGUGCUUGGCAAUCACAUUGGCUCAAUAAAGGAGCUGAUGCUGCAAAAGACGUUUUCAAGUGUGUUUGGUGUAAACAAAGCUUUCCAACAUUAGCGUCUUUAACAACACAUAUGAAAGAAACGCAACACUGCGGUGUAAAUGUCCCUCCUUCAGGUAAUUUGCCUACUCAACAAGGUAAUAGCGGUGGUUCAAACCAACAGCAACAACAUCAUCAUCAAACUUCACAAAAUACUUCAUCAAAUUCAUCCAACAGCAGUAAGUCAGACCUUAAUUUAUUAAUUAAAGAAACAAUGCCUUUACCAAGAAAAUUAGUGCGAGGUCAGGAUGUUUGGUUAGGAAAAGGAGCUGAGCAAACUAGGCAAAUAUUGAAAUGCAUGUGGUGUGGUCAAAGUUUCCGCUCCUUAGCAGAAAUGACAUCACAUAUGCAGCAAACCCAGCAUUAUACAAACAUAAUAUCACAAGAGCAAAUUAUAUCUUGGAAAUCAGCUGAAGAAAAUAAAAACUCUAGUGGUGGUGGAGGAAAUAAUGCAGGACAAAAUCCUAAUGCCAACUCAAAUACGAAUAGCACUGUUAGCGCGGUUCUUACAUGUAAAGUAUGUGAUCAAGCUUUCUCAUCUUUAAAAGAUUUAAGCAACCACAUGGUAAAAAAUGCACAUUAUAAAGAGCAUAUUAUGAGAUCCAUAACUGAGAGUGGCGGACGAAGACGGCAAACAAGAGAAAAACGUAAAAAAUCAUUACCUGUUCGUAAAUUACUAGAGUUAGAAAGAGCGCAACACGAUUUUAAAAACGGUGAUAUUAAAGGUAUGCGACCAAAUGUUAGUGAUCUAGGUGCAACAACCAGAAUAACAUGUGAGAAGUGCGGAGAUAAAAUUGAAACAGCACUUUUUGUUGAACAUAUCCGGUUGUGUGUUGGAGGGCAAAUUGCGAAUAAUACACCACGUAAUAAUUUAAUGAAUAAGCCAUUAAAUGCAAAUAGCAUUAUACCACCAGAUUCAAUGAGUCCCCUAACACCAACUUCAAGUCGUGAUGGCAGGAAGAGUAUUGGUGGUUGCGAUGAUAGUGCAACGUCCCCAGCAUCAUCAAAUCGACAUAUCUCUCCACAUGCACCAGAUUUAUCUUCACCAAUAUCAUCUAAAGAUGGUGUUGGUGGAGGUGGUGGAAGUGGAAGUAUUGGUGGCAACAGUUCAGGUGGAGAAAAAUCCUCCCCUUCCGUUUUAAAUGCCAUUGAACAAUUAAUUGAAAAAAGUUUUGAUACUCGAUCACGUCAUAAUACGCCUGGUUUUUCAUCAAAUAAUCAUACGAGUGCACCUCUUGGUUCAAGUAUAUUAAAGCGUCUUGGUAUUGAUGAAAGUGUUGAUUAUACAAAACCAUUAAUUGAUCCUCAAACAAUGAGUUUAUUGCGGUCAUACCAAAAUUCUCAAUAUCCGCGACGGGAGCGAAGUGGUAGUGAAUCAAGUUCUGUGUCUGAUCGUGGAAGUAGUCGUUUAGAAUCACUUACACCAGAAAGAAAGCCAGAUAUGAUGCUUUCAAAUAAUACUUCCCCAAGAGAAUCCCCUGAUAAAACAACAAAUUAUAGUCAUUCAGAGCAUGAAGAAGACCAUAAUAAUAAGAAUUCGUCAGGAGUAAAAGUUAAAAAUGAACCCUUAGAUGAUGAGAAUGAUGAAGACGCUGAAAACAAUAACUGCGAUGAAAAUAAAAAUGAACAUAUUAAUAAUCAAAAUUUAAACAAAGAGAUUAAAAAGGAAUUUGUAAAUCCCGAUGAAGGUGAAAAAAAUUCUCAUACAGGCGGUAUUGAUGACAAUUGUGAAUUAGAUUUAUCGUCAACAGUCAAACAAAAAAUAAACACACCAUCGACAUCAACGGUUCCUAGUCCAAAUCAAUUGCUGCAUUCGUAUCCAUCAAAUUCAUCGAAUAUGGUUGGUAAUACUGCUAGUAAUAUUGGCAUGCCCGGUGGUAGUUCAAUAACACCUGCUGCAAGUCCUUGUAGUGAUCGAUCUACAACACCAAGAUCUACAACAAAUUCAAUAAACAAUGAUAAUAAAAAAUUAUCUGGCAGUGGAAGUUUAAAUGCAUUAUCUUCAAUGUUUGAUAAUUUAACUGGAACUGGUUCCAUAGGUAGCGGUAAUGAUUCAAAUAAUGGUUGUGGUAAUAAUGGUAAAAAAACUACCUCACAUCCAUUAGCCGCAUUACAAAAAUUAUGUGAUAAAACUGAAACAACAUCAAAUAAUAACAGAUCAAACAAUAGUAAUGCAUUAUCAGCUAGUAUAUCCUCAAUGGGUGGUUCAUCACCUGGCAAUAUAUUAGCAUUUAGUUGGGCAUGUAAUGAUGCUGUUAUCACACAAGAUUCAAUUAUUAAAUGUACUUUAUGUGAUACACCAUUCUGUUCAAAAGGUGCAUAUCGUCAUCAUUUGUCUAAAGUACAUUUUGUUAAAGAGGAAAUCACUGAUCCAUUAACAUCAAAAUCAUUAUCAUCAGCAGCAUCAUCAUCAUCUUCAUCUGGUAAUAGUUCCAUAAGUGGUGGUGGUAAUAAUAAUAAUAAUAAUAAUAAUAAUGGUAACAAUUCGAAUGAACAACAACAUAAUCGUAGUGCUAGCGUAUCCUCAAAUAAAUCAUUACCACAUAGUCGAAGUCAAUCACCAAAAGUUCCGAUUGGUUUAAAUUUAAACAAUAAUAAUAAUAAUAAUAAUUCAUUGUCAUCAUCAGCUAUGACAAAUAAAAGUCCAUCACCAUCAACAUCUAUGAGUAAUCCAAUUAAUCAGCAACAACAACAGCAGCAACAAGGACAACAACAACAUCAGCAACAAUCACCUGCAUCCACCCAGAGUCCUUUCGAUGAAAGUCCACAUUCAAAAUUCUUAAAAUAUACUGAAUUAGCUAAACAAUUAUCAUCGAAAUAUGUCUGACAUUCCUAAAGAACUAAUUACAAAUAAAAAAAUGAGAAGGAAAAACUAAGGUAAAUAAUAUUUUACUUCCAUAGUUUAAAUAUUUUAAUAAAUAUUCAUCUAUACAUAUAUUAAUAUAUUAGAUUAUAUAAAAUAUAAGUCUGUUUAAUUUUAAAUAAAAAUAUGUAAUAUAUAUGAAAAAAAGUAAU